Messenger RNA from Heterostelium album PN500, 1815 nucleotides. RefSeq lists its product as uncharacterized. The record is from RefSeq and is a predicted model, not a curated record. Gene Ontology annotation, biological process: mitochondrial ADP transmembrane transport; mitochondrial ATP transmembrane transport. Gene Ontology annotation, molecular function: ATP:ADP antiporter activity. The transcript is spliced from 7 exons. Lineage: Eukaryota; Evosea; Eumycetozoa; Acytosteliales; Acytosteliaceae. Gene Ontology annotation, cellular component: mitochondrial inner membrane. Bases 1 to 1815 code for a protein of 604 amino acids.
AUGGAUGAUGAUGGUUUCAAAUUGGUUUUAAAAGGUAGAAAGAAUAAAUUAUAUAAAGAAGAUGCUAAUAAACCAUUAAAUAAUAAAUUACUACCAAAUAAAAAUGAUAAUUUAAAGAAUAAACAAAUAAGAGAUAAUCAUAUAGCAAAACAACAACAACUUUUAAAGAGUAAUAGCAAACUGAGUAGUUCUACAAGUGGUAACAUCAAUAAAAAGAAAGAAACAUAUGCUUUAAAAACAGAUGAAGAAUUAUAUCAACAAUUACUUUCGAAUAUAAAUAAAUCAAUUGAGACUAUUAAAGAUACACAAUUCUUUAAAGAUAUAGUCGAGAAUGAAAAGUUGAUACCACUAUUCAAGAAUUUAGCUGAGAUUAUCUGUUAUGGAAUAGGUAGUUGUCAAUCAUCAAAGAAAUGUCAAGAACAGUUUGCAUUGAUCAUUGCUUUAAAGAAUUAUUUUAGUUUUGAUAAUGGUGAUACUACAGUAUAUAUAUUUGACCCAGUGAUGUCUGAAUCCGAUAAACGAUUGGUUGAACAUUUCCAAAUUAAACUGAUCACUAUCAAUGAAGAAGCAAAAAGACAGAUCAACACAGAUUUAAUCGAUCGAUACACCUUGUUUUACAUGCCUUUUUGUCCUCGUAAGCUAUAUGAUAAUGUAUUGUGGGCAAACUUUUCGAUUUCAUCACUACGACAAACGAUUAUCCUUGGAAAUAGCUUUGAUCGUUACAACGAAAUGCAUCUGCCACCAGAUCAAGAGUAUCUUCCAUAUUGUUACACCAAGAAAUUAUACAAACAAUAUAAAGAAACACCACUACCAACCAACUAUCCAACCAAAUUUAUAUUUCACGAUCUAUCGUUCCACUACUUUGAACAAGCACAUCUCAAAACUCUAGAACCAACAUUUUGGAUCGACAAACAAGAACCUCCUAAAAUAAUAGAUGACCCUGAAGACUUUUUAAUAGGGGGUACUGCUGGUAGUAUAUCAAUGACAAUGGGAACUCCAUUGGAAAGGUUAAAGCUUUUGUUAAUUGUUCCUGGUAAGAAUUACAAGAGUCUCACUGAUUGUUUUGUAAGAGUCGCAAAGGAAGAAGGUCUCUUGACUUUUUGGAAAGGUAAUCUUAACCGUUGUAUUGGAUAUUUCCCUUCUUCUUCUUUUAACUUUGCAUUCAAUGAAUUUUAUAAGAAUUACUUUGUUCGUUACAAAGCAAAGCAAGACCCUCAAAAGUUUUUUAUUGGUAAUUUGAUGUCUGGUGGUUUUGCUGGGUUCACCUCUUUGCUCAUUACAUAUCCAGUGGACUAUUCUCGUAUACGUUUGGCUCAAGAUAAAGGUUCUGGAUUUACACGUCAAUUCACUGGUUUAGGAAACUGUAUAUCUUCCAUCUACAAGCGAGACGGUUUGAGUGGUUUGUAUCGUGGUUUUGGUAUAUCAAUCGGAGGUAUCACGGUAUACCGUUCAAUAUUCUUUGGUGGAUAUGCCACCGCAAAGGAAUUCCUCCUCAAAGAUCCAAAGAAGGCUAAUUUAUUUCAAAAAUGGUUAACUGCUCAAGCUGUUGUCACUGCUGCUGGUAUUCUUUAUUACCCUUUCGGUACGGUACGUAGAAGAAUGAUGAUGCAACAAGGUCGAACUAACAUGCUCUAUUCAAGCUCUUUUGAUUGUUGGAGGAAGGUUGCUCAAAGAGAAGGUCUAUAUGGUUUCUUCAAAGGCUCUUUCUCCAAUUCAAUUAGAAGUUUGGGAGGAGCUUUUGUUUUGGUAUUUUACGAACAAAUUCAACAGGUUACUGCUAAAUAUACAUUCAAUAGUAGUUACGAUUUACCCUAA